Phragmites australis (common reed) is the source of this 1268-nucleotide messenger RNA. RefSeq lists its product as uncharacterized. The transcript has a single exon. Lineage: Eukaryota; Viridiplantae; Streptophyta; Magnoliopsida; Poales; Poaceae. The coding region runs from base 271 to 882 and encodes 203 amino acids. The record is from RefSeq and is a predicted model, not a curated record.
UGUCUGUCUUUCACGGCCUCACGUGGUACGCUUACGUGCAUGCUCCAAAGCCCCUUUUCCUUUCUUUCUUUUCACUUUUUACUGUUCUAGUAUCUAGCUAUAAUAUCCUGAGUGUGCAUACAACUAUCUCAAGCGAGCUGUUCAUCAGUUUAACGCGGAUGAUCUUUCUUUGAUUCAGAUGUAUUUGUCUUUUAUACGUUGUACCCUCGCAUCUGAGUGUGUGUUUUCCUGAACUGAAAUUAGUCUACCGAAGCAACGGACGCGCGCGCGAUGUCGUACUGGAACAGCAGAUCAUACUUGGGCGCCCAGAGCGGCAACAACCAGCAGGACGGAUACGGCGGCGGCCAGCAGUAUGAAGCGACCAGCGGCAAGAAACGCUCGUCCUCGCGCCUGAAGAAGAGCAGCGGCAGCAAGAAGGCCGACGAUGGAGAAGAGUAUCCGAACUACACCGCCAACAACAACGGUAGCCACGCCGACGCCGACGACAAGGGCCGCUACAACAGGAACGGCAACUACAACAGCAACACCAGCAACGAUUACAGCGGCGGCGCCAAAGCCUACAACGGUAGCGCAGUAGGCUCUCCCUACUAUGGAGGCGGCGGCGGCGUCGGCGUCUACGGCAACAACUCGCCCUACGGCAACGGCGGCGACGUCUACGUGCCAUACAACGCCCCCGCGGCGUUCUGGGCCCCGCAGGACGGCACGAGGUCGCCCAUGUACAUCUCCACGAAGGAGGUGCACGUGUACGCCGUGCCAGGGUCGCAGAACGAGAACGACAACGAUCAGAAGAGGAGAGGCGGUGGCGGCGGGUUUUUCGGUCCGGCGUUCCAAGCCGUCGGCCACUUCUUCGACCGCAGGUUCGGCUUCCAAGACAGGAACUGACGCACAGAUCGACGGCGUGCUGCACAAUAACCGCACAAUAAUGCAUGCUCGCGUCGGGUCUGCCACUGAAUGCAUAAGUACCACUGCCGCACGCAUAUUAGUAUUAUCACCGUACGCACGUGCUAAUUAAGCUCCUCACCAAUGGAGCCAUUUGUUCGCAUCAAAUAUUGUGUGCUUUCGUUUUAGUCCCGGUCGAGUUUGCCAGUGUUUUCCAGUCUGCAGUUAUCGAUGCCGAUCUGCAGAAUUGGGUGUGGUGUGUACACUGCAUGCAUGCAUGCAUGCGAGUAGAUCUGCAGAACUGCAGAUUAUGUAUAUUAUUGUGUGCUUUGUUUUGCAAUUGCGAGUGGGUGUUACAUAUAUAUGGUCACUAUAUAUUGAUUGGCUAA